UCUUCUUUAGUACAUUUUAAACUAGUUAGUCUCCAUCUCCAAAACUGUACCAAUAUCCAUGGAUUGUAGAAUGCAGCUGCAAAAUCCUCAAGCUGAGGAACAUCAGAUACUUCAAUGGCAAACCAAAUCUGAACCCUCUCACUCAGAACAUGAUCAAAGACGAUCUGCCAAUUACAAACCGAACAUUUGGAAGUAUGCUUUCCUCGAAUCUCUUAACAGCCAAUUUGAUGGAGAAUGCUAUCUAAUUCAGAUUCAGAAGCUGAUAAAAGAAGUGAAGAUAUUCUUUGUUGAAUGCAAAGAAUCAGAUUUAAUGUCUAAGUUGGAGCUGAUUGACAGCAUCCGAAAACUAGGCCUCAACAACUACUUUGGACAGGAAAUCAAGGCAGCCCUAGAUACCAUAGCAGCCGUUGAACUGGAAAACAACGGCAAUUCCUGCAUUGGUUCAGAGGGUGAUCUCUAUGCUACUGCACUACUCUUUAAGAUUCUCAGGCAGCAUGGUUAUAAAGUUUCACAAGAUAUAUUUGGUGGUUUGAUCGACGAAAUGGGUACAUUAAAAACGAGCACAUCUGGGAAUGUCAAAGGAAUGCUUGAACUUUUGGAGGCCUCAAACUUAGCUUUAGAAGGUGAAGAUAUUCUAGAGAAGGCUAAAGCUUUCUUAAUGGCCACUCUCAGAGAUACCAGUUCUAUGAAGGAUGAUAUAGCCAAGCGUGUGACUUAUGCCUUGGAGCUUUCAUCGCAAAGGAGAGUGCAGUGGUUCAAUGUGAAAUGGCACAUCAAAGCCUAUGAGCAAUGCCAAACUGAUCAAGUCAACAUGAACAGUACUUUACUUGAGUUGGCCAAACUUAACUUCAACAUGGUUCAAGCCACACUCCAGAAAGAUCUUAGGGAAUCAUCCAAGUGGUGGAAGAACCUGGGUCUCACAAAGAACUUGGACUUUGCAAGAGAUAGAAUGGUCGAGUGUUUCAUGUGUGCUGGGGGAUUAGUUUUCGAGACAAAAAACAAGUCUUUUAGAAAAUGGCUAACUAAAGUUAUCAAUUUGAUACUUAUCAUAGAUGACGUUUAUGAUGUUUAUGGCUCGUUGGAAGAGCUAAAGCGCUUCACCAAAGCUGUUGAAAGAUGGGAUGCUACGGAAACUCAACAGCUUCCGGAGUGUAUGAAGAUCUGUUUCCAAGUACUCUAUGACACAACUUGGGAGAUUGCUUAUGAAAUUGAUGAGGAGAAUGGUUGGAACCAAGUAUUUCCUCAUCUAUGCAAAGUGUGGGCAGAUUUCUGUAAAGCAUUAUUGGUGGAGGCAGAAUGGUACCAUAAGGCCUACGCACCAUCUUUUCAAGUGUACCUUAGUAAUGGUUGGAUUUCAUCUUCUGCUUCACUGAUUUUCACUCAUGCAUUCUUCGCCACGGCACAUCAUGAGGAGGGAAUAGAUGAUUUUCUGCACAUGAAUGAAGAUCUUGUGUACAAUAUAUCAGUGAUACUUCGACUCUUGAACGAUCUGGGGACUUCUGCGGCCGAGCAAGAGAGAGGCGAUGCUGCUUCAUCAGUCCUAUGUUACAUGAGAGAAAUGAACGUUUCAGAAGAAAUAGCUCGAAAGAAGAUCAAAAACAUGAUAGACAAUGCAUGGAAGAAAAUAAAUGCAAAAUGCUUCAGCCGAGUGCCCGGAAUAUCUUCAUUUCUCAACAUCACCACAAAUAUUGCUCGUGUAGGGCACAGCCUUUAUCAAGAUGGUGACGGAUUUGGUGAUCAAGAGCAAGGGACUCGAGGACGUCAGAUCCUAUCUUUGCUAGCUGAACCUCUCUCUUAAUACCUUCAUAUAUAGAGUGAUGAUAGAUAGUUAUGGUGAUAAUUAUGUAGUUAAAUAGUGGUGAUCGAAUAGUGAGAAAGUAGGGGUUCUGUCCUACUGUUUUUUUUCUUCUAUAACAGA
This is a messenger RNA of Argentina anserina (silverweed cinquefoil), 1918 nucleotides long. Its product is annotated as (E,E)-alpha-farnesene synthase-like. Gene Ontology annotation, molecular function: magnesium ion binding; terpene synthase activity. Lineage: Eukaryota; Viridiplantae; Streptophyta; Magnoliopsida; Rosales; Rosaceae. The transcript has 7 exons. The record is from RefSeq and is a predicted model, not a curated record. Bases 59 to 1798 code for a protein of 579 amino acids. Gene Ontology annotation, biological process: diterpenoid biosynthetic process.